Molecule: messenger RNA, 2429 nt
Organism: Hyposmocoma kahamanoa
Lineage: Eukaryota; Metazoa; Arthropoda; Insecta; Lepidoptera; Cosmopterigidae
Product: protein GPR107
Exons: 13
Coding region: 1-1608 (535 amino acids)
Biological process (GO): transport
Cellular component (GO): membrane; Golgi apparatus
Source: RefSeq, a predicted model, not a curated record
AUGUUUUCUACAAUGAAACCGUCUUUGUUGUGUCUGUUAUUGACCGUCGCUGUUGUAACUGGCAGGAUACACAAGUUAUUCCUUACGGAUGAUGACCGACACUAUGUGGACCUCACAACCUUUGGGUUCUUUCAAGGCGGGAUGUUGGAUGUCCACAUGAUCAACUUCAUGUUACCCACAGGGCCAGUGGAAGGCGAGUAUGGGUUUACCCUGGAUCGAACGGUGAAUGAUGCCAUCAAUCCGUAUUUAGAAGCGCACACUGACACGUGUUUCUUAAAUGAAACAGAGAGUGGGUUCCUCUCUCCACAACACCCCGCCAUUGUCUUCUUGAAGAUGGACUUCAAACGGUUGAAAUUAAACAUAACGUGCAAGGGCGAAGUGACUGCAUUGCACCUGUACCAUAAUCGAUCGGCCGUACAGUUCGACCAAGGCAAACGCCAGUCGCAGUACAUGUUCAUAAACCGACGGCGGCGCGAUCUUGCAGCGGAGGAGAAGACUGCCCGCGAGCAAUGUUCGAACGCCGUCCUUAAUAUCACCAAAGAAACGCGAGACGGAUAUGAUUAUUAUAACACUAGUUUUGCCAUGUACGUGGCAUCGAGCAACGAGGAGGGGCUCUACAACCUAUAUUUCCACAACUGCCCGCGCGCUACCGGCAAACCCGCGCCGCUCAUCAACACCAUCAUUGAAAUCUACGAAAGCAACGAUGGCAAUUUCCUAUCAGCUGGCGAAAUGCCGUUGCCAGCACUAUACAGCAUGAUGUCUCUCAUAUUCUUCUUGAGCGCUGGUUUCUGGACAUUCCUUCUACGCACCAGUCGCCACACGGUGUACCGAAUACACAUUAUCAUGUGUGUGCUGGUGUACCUGAAGGCGCUGUCCUUGGCCUUCCAUGCGAUCAACUACCACUUCAUACAGACCAGGGGUGAACAUGUGACUGCGUGGGCUAUUCUGUAUUAUAUUACGCAUUUGUUGAAAGGCGCAGUGUUGUUCGUGACAAUCGUGCUGGUGGGCACGGGCUGGAACUUCAUCAAGCACAUACUCGCCGACCGCGACAAGAAGAUCUUCAUGAUCGUUAUUCCGCUUCAGGUGGUGGCGAACGUGGCAGAGAUAAUUAUCGCGGAAAGCGAGGAGGGUGCGGCGGAACAUAACGCGUGGCGCGACGUCUUCAUCUUCGUUGAUCUUUUGUGCUGCGUCGCCAUUCUAUUCCCCGUGGUGUGGUCGAUACACCACCUUCAGGACGCGUCGUCCACGGACGGCAAGGCGGCUAUCAACUUACGCAAGCUAAAGCUCUUCCGCCACUUCUACAUCAUGGUCGUUUGCUACAUUUACUUCACGAGGAUCAUAGUUUCACUAUUAAAGAUUACAGUGCCAUUCCAGUACUCGUGGAUAGAUGAGAUGUUUCGUGAGAUGGCGACGUUUGUCUUCUUCGUUAUGACGGGCUACAAGUUCCGCCCCGCAGCGGCUAACCCUUAUUUCACACCCUCAAACAUGGACGACGUCGAGCCGCAAGUUUUAUCAGAAAUAGGCGUGCUCGAAGGAGUGACGAAGAUUUCGAGAGGGGGCAAACGGGAGGACCAACAACCUCUAAUGGAGAACUACGACUCUAAUUAGCACUUUAACAGUUGCUUAGAAGGUACUACUGACAUGUUUAUUUCCUGUAUUCUAAAAUUUACUGCUUGGAUAAUAAUGUAGUUAUGUAAAAACACCAUAAUCAAUUGUAAUAUAUAGAUUAGUUGACUGACUACAUGUAAUGGUCUUGUAAUUUAAAAAAAUAUAUUGCGAAACGCAUUAUGUAUCUUCUGGAUGCACCAAUACCUGUAUAUGUAUGUUGCUCUUGUUUACAAUGUGUAUGUAACGAUACAUAGCGCGUUAAAAAUAUUUUUAUUAACGCGCGUUGUAUAUUUGGGAAGCACUGAUACUGACAGCAAGCUAUAUCUACACAAUACCGAUUACCGAUAGUAAUACCGAUUUUACUACUUAACUCAUCCCCCUUAUUAGCGCGUGGUACUUAGUCAACCACCUUUUGUUGUCUCGAAAACAGUGUUGUAUUCUUGAAAUUCGAAAACCAUAUAGGAAGUCUUGCGAGUAUAAAUACAGGUUGUCCCAAAAAUUCGAUCAACGCUAUUUUCUCUACAAAUUUAAAGUUUAACCUUUCUUGGCAAGAAUCACUUAUAGUCGUAGAGAUAAUAAGGUUUACGUUUAAUGGGUAGUUUUUUGAUGAAAUAAAAGUAGUGUUGUCUUAAAGGAUCAACAUCACUGGUUCAAUCAUUAAGUCUUUACAGUAAAAAAAUAUUUUUUUUAUCAUUUGUAGGUAUUUAUACAAUAAAAAUCAAGAACUCAGUUACAACAGUCUAACAGGAAAUUGAUAUAAUCUCACAGAGUACUAAAAAACCGACCUCAAAAGUCAUUCAUCCCCUAGUUUGCCACCCUUA